Tetrahymena thermophila SB210 is the source of this 771-nucleotide messenger RNA. RefSeq names its product cyclic nucleotide-binding domain protein. The record is from RefSeq and is a predicted model, not a curated record. Lineage: Eukaryota; Ciliophora; Oligohymenophorea; Hymenostomatida; Tetrahymenidae. The transcript has a single exon.
AUGAAAGGUGUCUUUUACAAAAAUUAUACCAACCAGCAAGGAAGUUUAAAUACCUAAUCUUCAAUUCAAGAAAGUUUAGCUAAACAUGUGCUUGACCCAUCAAUUAAGUCAUUUUUAAUUUAAAACCCAGGUAUUUUAGCUUCUAAAGAGAGAUAAGUUGAGUUUUUAAGAACUAAUAAUGCAUAAGAAAAAGCUCCUCUAAAAUUAAAUUUAAACAAAACCACUCUUAAAUCUGUACCUGAGUUUAAGCAAGAAGACUUAAACACUGAUAAUUUUCUAAGCGAACACUAAAUUUCAAAUAAAGCUUAUACUGAAAAACUUUAAAAACAACCAAAAUCUGAAAUAAUUAAAGUCAAUAUUUUCAGAAGCAAUUAAAAUGGAUAGUAGUCAUACAAAUUUGAUCUGAACAAGAUUAAGGAGCAAAAUAAUAAAUAACAACUAACAUCACCAGAGAAAAUUAGUCCAAAUAAAUAUAAGAGAACUUAAUCUGCUGUUGAAUUAGACACUUGCUAAGAUGAAGAAGGAAAACCUGAUUUCUAAUUUAACUUCUCAGAAGAAAAUUAGAAAUUUUCUCCUUUAAAAUUGCAUAUGCAUAGCACUACAGAAGGUUUUCACCCUUAAAAAGAUUUUUACUCCCAUCGCCACUAUUUCGAAGAAGCACAAACAUAGCCUGUGCAUUCAAAAAACGAAAAGCUUAGAAAAUAAAACACACUUUAACCACAAUUCCAAGAUAAGUUACACUACGAUUCUAACUUGCAAACAGCCUAAUGA